Molecule: messenger RNA, 2257 nt
Organism: Oryza brachyantha (malo sina)
Lineage: Eukaryota; Viridiplantae; Streptophyta; Magnoliopsida; Poales; Poaceae
Product: cytochrome P450 86A22-like
Exons: 1
Coding region: 274-1896 (540 amino acids)
Molecular function (GO): heme binding; monooxygenase activity; iron ion binding
Source: RefSeq, a predicted model, not a curated record
UGCCAUCCAUCGCCUUGCUUCUCGGGCAGGUUCUAUAUAAGCUAUGCCUCGCUUCUCUCUCUCGAUCUCAGGCAAGGUGUUAGCUGGCCACUGGCUACUCGCACAGUGACACACACACACACACACACACUCUGAUCCAUCCUUGCUGCUAUGGCUGGCUAGCUAGCUGCUCGCCCGGCCCAUGCAUGUGAGCUCAGUUAUUGAACGCCCCGCGCGAUAGAUCGAUCGCCAGUAGCAGCGCGCGGCUCGGUUGCUUGAUUGGUGGUGGUGGCGAUGGAGGCCGGGGCGUGGGCGGUGGUGGCGGCGGCCGCGGCCGCGUACAUGGCGUGGUUCUGGCGGAUGUCGCGCGGGCUGAGCGGCCCGCGCGUGUGGCCGCUCGUCGGGAGCCUGCCGGGGCUGGUGCGGCACGCGGAGGACAUGCACGAGUGGAUCGCCGGCAACCUGCGCCGCACGCGGGGCACCUACCAGACGUGCAUCUUCGCCGUGCCGGGGCUGGCGCGCCGCGGCGGGCUGGUCACCGUGACGUGCGACCCGAGGAACCUGGAGCACGUCCUCAAGGCGCGCUUCGACAACUACCCCAAGGGCCCCUUCUGGCACGGCGUGUUCGGGGACCUGCUCGGCGACGGCAUCUUCAACUCCGACGGGGAGACGUGGGUGGCGCAGCGGAAGACGGCGGCGCUCGAGUUCACCACGCGCACGCUGCGCACCGCCAUGUCGCGGUGGGUGUCGAGGUCCAUCCACAACCGCCUGCUGCCCAUCCUGUCCGACGCCGCCGCGGCCGGCGCGAGCGUCGACCUCCAGGACCUCCUCCUCCGCCUCACAUUCGACAAUAUCUGCGGCCUCGCGUUCGGCAAGGACCCCGAGACGCUAGCCCGCGGCCUGCCGGAGAAUGACUUCGCCUCGGCGUUCGACCGGGCCACCGAGGCCACGCUCAACCGCUUCAUCUUCCCGGAGUGCGUGUGGCGGUUCAAGAAGUGGCUGGGGCUCGGCAUGGAGACCACGCUGGCGCGCAGCGUCCAGCACGUCGACCGCUACCUCUCGGCCGUCAUCAAGGCGCGCAAACUGGAGCUCGCCGGUAACAACGGCAAGGGCGACGCGUCGUCGGCCACGCCGCACGAUGACCUUCUCUCGCGCUUCAUGCGGAAGGGGACCUACUCCGACGAGUCGCUGCAGCACGUGGCGCUCAACUUCAUCCUCGCCGGCCGCGACACCUCCUCGGUGGCGCUCUCCUGGUUCUUCUGGCUGGUCUCCACCCACCCCGCCGUCGAGCGCAAGAUCGUCCGCGAGCUCUGCACCGUGCUUGCCGCGUCGCGCGGCGCCGACGACCCAGCAUUGUGGCUCGCCGCGCCGCUCAACUUCGAGGAGCUCGACCACCUCGUGUACCUCAAAGCGGCGCUCUCAGAGACGCUCCGCCUGUACCCCUCCGUGCCGGAGGACUCCAAACACGUCGUCGCCGACGACGUCCUCCCGGACGGCACGUUCGUGCCGGCGGGGUCGUCGGUCACGUACUCCAUCUACUCCGCGGGACGCAUGAAGACGGUGUGGGGCGAUGACUGCCUCGAAUUCCGGCCGGAGCGGUGGCUGUCGGCCGACGGCACGAAGUUCGAGCCGCACGACUCGUUCAGGUUCGUGGCGUUCAACGCCGGCCCGCGCAUAUGCCUCGGCAAGGACCUCGCGUACCUGCAGAUGAGGAACAUCGCCGGCAGCGUGCUCCUCCGCCACCGCCUCUCCGUGGCACCGGGCCACCGCGUCGAGCAGAAGAUGUCGCUCACGCUGUUCAUGAAGCACGGGCUCCGGAUGGAGGUGCGCCCGCGCGACCUCGCGCCGAUCGUCGACGAGCUCCGCGGCGUCGGGGAGUACGCCGCCGCGGCACGCGCCACCGCGGCCUGCGCGUAGACGAUCAUGCAUGCGCCAUGGAUCGUUCGACGAAGUCAAUUGGAAAAUGGCAAAAAAGAAAAAAAUUAUGUAGAUACACGAGGAGUCCAAGAUAGUAGUAAGUAAUUACAGGGUUUGUUUGGUUGGUGAGGUCAUUUAAAUCACUUGCUUUUACAGCUUAUUACCAGUCGAUAGAGGAAAUGUCUAAAGAAAACUUCCAAACUUAAGAUUCUAGAUCAUGUAUGAUUUGGUUGUGCAGCCACCAAAAUUAAGGAGCAAUAAUAAUCUCCUGUGUAACCCAAAACGGGAAGCCCAAAUUCGUCUGGGCGGUUUGUAUUAAUGUGCCGCCAAUUAUUGUUAGCAAGUUGCUUGUUCAGAUUAA